GCCCCUCACUUCACCACGGCACAUGUGCCUGCAAGAACAAAGCGCGCUAUUGUCGCAGCCGCCCCGAUUAUCUUACCCCUGUUUCUAAACCUGGUCCAGACUGCUAUACAGAAACCACCUACAGGCAACUACAAGGCAGCUCCUGGCUGCUCACUCCUCUCCACCGCUGCUAAAACAACGAGGCAGGGCAUCAAGAACCUCCAAUUACUCUCUCUCUCCGAACCUCCCCCCUCCCCUCACUCUAAACAUGAGCCAGGUCUCUCGAAGUUCCACCAACUGUCCGUCUCCCGCAAAAAAAAACCUCAAUCUGAACCAUUCUAGAAGAUUAAUAACUAUUGUCCGGGCCCUACUCCCUCUACUCUAUUAUCGGACGACAAUGGGGGACCGGGCAGCAAACAAUGUACGAUCGACCCAGCGCUGUUUCCAGGGGACUCGGGGGAAGGAGAGGUUUGGAGAGGUUUCUCCUUGUGAAAUCCCUGGUGCUAGACGGACCCAGUCCGGCCCCCUCCCCACCCCCUCCCCUCCCCUGGCGUGGGGUGGUGUGUGUAUCCGCUCCGGGUUGAUGUGCUCCAUAUGGUCCGGGACUGCGCGGUACCCGGAGUGGCUGGGGGGGCGGGGCCACUGCGUAGUAUUUGGUCCUGGUUGAAAUUUGAUUCAGAAGUUGAGAGGACUGCAGGACCCAAAGCGAGCGAGGGGGGAGGGAGACGCACACACACACACACACACGCACAUACACACACACACAGGUCGACCGGACGCUAUUUUACUGCAAUAAUAAAAGAAGCAAAGACGGACCCAGCCAUCGCUACAGUCUGAGAGACCGUGCGACCAUGAGCUCCACGGGGCGUCCGUCUGCUCACCCGCAGGACGGGGCAGAGAUCGACAGCGUCAAGGAGUCCAUCAGUGACAUCAUCAACCAGCUGCAGGACAUCGACCCGGCGCGGCUCUCCUUCUCCCCCUUCCUGGACCUGGACACCCAGAUCUCGCUGGCGCCCGUGUCGGACAGCCCCGAGUCCUCGGUGGAGGAGCUCCACUCCUCACCCCACUCCGUGACCGGGUCGCAGCGGUCACUGGAACCCGGGACCGGACCCUCAGCCGAUACGCACAGAGACGACGACAGCCGGCCAGACGACAGCGGGACGACGCGUCGGGAACAGGGAGUACCGGAGGGGGGGGGGGAUCUUUCCAGCGCCGUUGCCACGACGGCGCACACUUUGGAAGACGCCUCGGAAAACCGCGUCGUCGCUUCCUCCCCCCCCUCCCCUUCCCCCCCCUCCGCCCCCCUCGCCGAAGACCUCCCCAACGGGACGGACCCGGCGCGGCGGGCCCGCCAACCCCCGCCCCCCCUCCGCCCGCACCCCCGCCCCCAGCACCCCCCCCCCGCCGGCGAGGGCCGCCCCCUGCUCGACGCGGCCCCCGACACCGUGGAGCUGGCCGUCUGGACGGAGUCGGGGGGGCGCGGCCAGGGCUGCGACGAGGUCGUCGUGGCGACGGACGCGUUGCCGCCGGGAGGCCGGCGCUGCUGCCGCCGGGGGGGCCGGGCCCCCGCCCUGGGCGCCGCCGUGGCCUCGCUGGUGUGCGCCGCGGGGAUCCUCUAUGCACUCUAUUUCCACGUCCCCCUCAAGGCCCCGCGCUGCCCCGACCUGGGCAGCCGCCUCGUCUUCACCCUGGGCUGCUGCCUGGUGGCCUCCCUGCCCGUCCUGCUAGCGAUGCUCUCCGGCUGGGUCUGCCAGUUCUGCAGCGGCUCUCUGGAGGGGCCC
Messenger RNA from Gadus macrocephalus (Pacific cod), 1760 nucleotides. RefSeq names its product transmembrane protein 79-like. The record is from RefSeq and is a predicted model, not a curated record. Gene Ontology annotation, cellular component: trans-Golgi network membrane; lysosomal membrane. Lineage: Eukaryota; Metazoa; Chordata; Actinopteri; Gadiformes; Gadidae. Gene Ontology annotation, biological process: regulated exocytosis.